CGGUCCUCAGUGUUGAUUAUUGCUGGUGGCUUCUGAACAGCCUGUGACCUCACGGCGCCAUAUUAAAAUGCUCCCUCCUCUUUUCCCCCAGUGAGCUUUUUAGCUUAGCAGCAGCAGCAGCAGUAGUUAGCCGCCAACCUGCUUUUUACAUCGCCGGGACUGAUAGAGGGCAACGACGUGAUGGAAAUUGACUCGCUUCAAGAGGCACUUAGAGACUUUGAUAAGAAAGCGAAAAAGGAGGCAUCACCUCUCCUGGAACAGUUCCUAUGUCAUAUUGCCAAGACUGGAGAGACCAUGGUCCAGUGGUCUCAGUUCAAGAACUACUUCCUGUUUAAGUUGGAAAUGGUGAUGGAUGACUUUAGAGCUUCGGCACCUGAGCAAAGAGGUCCGGCAAAUCCAAAUGUGGAGUCAAUUCCAUUUGAAGAUAUGAAGGAGAGAAUUUUAAAGAUCGUAAAGGGAUAUAAUGGAAUCCCAUUCACAAUCCAGCGCUUGUGUGAGCUGCUCACAGAACCUAAGAGGAACUAUACAGGAACAGACAAGUUCCUUCGGGGGGUAGAGAAGAAUGUAAUGGUUGUAAGCUGUGUACAUCCAACCUCAGAGAAAAAUGGAUGCAGUGCUGUCAAUAGAGUGAAUGGAGUGAUGCUCCCUGGAAACACAUCUGCUUUCACAGAAAGGAAGGUGAAUGGUCCAGGAACUCCACGGCCUCUAAAUCGACCGAAAUUGUCACUGGCUACCUCACUAGCUGCUAAUGGCCUGCCAGACAGCACAGACAGUAAAGACCUCAACGACGAGCAAGAAGAAGACAAAGACUCCAUUGAGAUUUCAGCAUCGGAAGCCUCCCUAGGGAGCUCGGUGAAAAACAAACACCCAGACGCAGAAGAGGACAUGGAAGCUGAGCAGCAGGAGGUGAAGAGACUGAAGUUCAGCAAGGAGGACGAGGAUGAGGAAGAUGAUGAAGAUGACGAAGAAGAAGAACAGGAAGAGGAUACAAUGAGGCCAGCACAUAACUCUUGCCUUUUGAAAGAGGCUGAAGCCAUGGUACAAGAGGAUGAAGAGGUGGAUGAUGAGGCAGAGAAGGACGGGUAUAGCAAAGAAAAUGAAGCUUCCAGCAGUGCAGCUACCACUGAAGUCCAAGAACCAACAAGCAGCACACAGGCUGAGGUGUGCUUGGACUCAAGUGAGGAGUUGGAACAAGCUGAAAGGGAGGUGCCAUGCGGCUCCCAGGAUGAAGGCAGUGACAUGGACCAGACUGAGCAGCAGGCACCUGCAGGCGUCCUGGAGAGUCCUGAAACUAGCAGGGACGGUGAGGACAGCAACAGUGACCCAGUCAGCAGCAGCAGUAGCAGCAGCAGCAAUGGCAGCAGCAGUAGCAUAGAGGACGGAGCAGAAGCAGCCAGAGAAGAUGUAGCUUUUGCUCCUUCAAGUAGUACGACUGAACCUCCCACAGGGGACGCCAUGGAAAAUGCCAUCACUAACACUGGGAUCACAGAGGAGCCUAUGGAGCAGGACUAGACUAAAAAGUCCACUGCUAGCCAAGUGUGACCACACACCAGCUUGUCCUUGAAUCCAGCUUGACUGUCAGUGGGAGUGAGGCCGACUGGUCCUUCUACUCAAAACUAAGAGCCUCCUCCCACUUUAGGACCCUCCACCCAAAUGGCUACCUGGCAUUAGUGUGGGCGUAGAAAUGAGUUGGGUUUUUUUUUUUGUUUUUUUUUUUACUUAAACAUUUUAUUGAUCUUCUUGUCUUGAAUUUUUAAGUAACUCUUCAAAGAGGUUGAUUUCGGCAGCCUUGAGUUUGUUGGCUGGGAUUUUUUUUUCAAUGGAGUUGUUUUGAGUGUUUUGGGUUUUAAAGCCACUCCUUCUAGCCUUGUUGGAUGCCGUGCCAGGAUUGGUGGUUUAGGUUUUGUACCCUUUAAGCCCAAUGGUCAGAACAGAGCCAUACCAGCCCACAUCAUUAUUAUUUAUGAAGUUGUUCAAAUUUGAGCUAUCAACACCAUUUCUAUUCCUGACUGAAGCACAUGUAAAAUAUUCCUUAGUUAAACAAUAUUCCAGACCUAACCUCCCUCCCUCAUAACUUUGUAGUUUCUCCUUGCUAAUUAUUUUAAAAUUUACUUCCCAAUCAUGGUGUGAUGGGAGAGUAUUUUCCAAUGUGUCCUUAUUUUAAUCUUUUUUUUCCCUCUGUCUUUGCAAACAUACACUACCGAUCCCCUCUGAAAGAUAUGGUGACAUGCUACUUUUGUAGAGAUGUCCUCUGUAAAUUGAGAUAUUUUGAAGGUUAAAAAAACCCACCAUAAUUUAUGACCAUUACUAUUGAAGUUAUUUUGGAAAUAUAUUUUUUGUUCCAUCUGCCAGUUUCUGUUUCCGAAAAACCAGCUGUAAGUACAAAGAUGACCUCCGCUUUGUAUUGUGAUGUCACCACGUCGUUUUCACUGAUGCCCAGAGCAGUUUCUGGUUCCAGUUCUACACCUGUUUCUGCAGCUGUACUUUUUGAUAUUUAGGAUUUUAAAUUUCUGUAAAGUAGAAUUUUUUUAGAUUGUAAUACAGUCAUGUGUUCACUGCCUUUGUGAAACCAUAUACAGUUGUAUAAUUUCUGUGUAUACUCUGAAUGCUUUUGCUCUCAACGCAGUAUUCAGAAUAAGCAAUAAAUGUUAACAUUUUU
This is a messenger RNA of Cynoglossus semilaevis (tongue sole), 2659 nucleotides long. It is a transcript of the gene ppp4r2b, whose product is annotated as protein phosphatase 4, regulatory subunit 2b. Lineage: Eukaryota; Metazoa; Chordata; Actinopteri; Pleuronectiformes; Cynoglossidae. Bases 181 to 1512 code for a protein of 443 amino acids. Gene Ontology annotation, cellular component: protein phosphatase 4 complex; cytoplasm; nucleus. The record is from RefSeq and is a predicted model, not a curated record. The transcript has 9 exons. Gene Ontology annotation, molecular function: protein phosphatase regulator activity.